This is a messenger RNA of Magnusiomyces paraingens, 822 nucleotides long. RefSeq lists its product as uncharacterized. The record is from RefSeq and is a predicted model, not a curated record. The transcript has a single exon. Gene Ontology annotation, cellular component: extracellular region. Gene Ontology annotation, biological process: fungal-type cell wall organization; cell wall biogenesis; (1->6)-beta-D-glucan biosynthetic process. NCBI's taxonomy places the organism in Eukaryota, Fungi, Ascomycota, Dipodascomycetes, Dipodascales, Dipodascaceae. The coding region runs from base 1 to 822 and encodes 273 amino acids.
AUGAUCUUUAAUAGCGUUGUCCUAGCCCUUUUCAUCUGGGCCUUGGGACUCGUCCAAGCUGACGUUUCAGUCCUUAAACCCACCUCUGGGUCCACAUACACAGCCACAGGCACUAUGGCCAUUUCUUGGGAAGAUGAUGGUAAUGCGCCAUUACUGGACUCUGAUAUCUCCACGCUGUCCAUUCUGCUCUGUACAGGUCCAAACUCCAAUAUCAACUGUUUCUAUACCAUUGUCAAUGCUGUCGCUCCUUCUACCUUGGGAACUUCUUACUCAUUUUCAAUCUCCUCCGCACAAACCCUCGCAGCCUCAGGGUCUUUCUACCUCCAAUUUUAUGCCCGCGCUUCUAACGGCGGAUAUACCAUCCACUAUUCAAACCGUUUCACAAUCUCAGGCAUGACUGGUUCUCUUACAGCCACUGCUGGUGACUCAACAUCUCCUCCCAACGACGAGAUUAGCUACAGUACCACCACUGCUGCAACGGAUUCCAUGCUGGACCCCGACACUGCUUACACCAUUCCAUACACAAUGCAGACUGGCAUUUACCGUUAUGCUCCAAUGCAACGACAGCCAGUUUCUAAAGUCACCAUGAAGCUUUCUGCGUCCCGACGCUACCCCACCACUUCGGUAUCACUCUUCACUACUUGGACCCUGCAGCCUGAUGCCGUCACAACAACCACAGCCUCCAUCACUUACUCUACAACGCAGGCCGUUAAUUGGGCUACACCAGCUCCACAACCCACGGUUGUCGGAUACUAUGCUGCAUCUGAGGCGCUUGCGCGGACCAUCAAUGCAAAGUCAAAACGCGGGUACGUUGAUCUGUAG